This is a messenger RNA of Teleopsis dalmanni, 2412 nucleotides long. RefSeq lists its product as uncharacterized. NCBI's taxonomy places the organism in Eukaryota, Metazoa, Arthropoda, Insecta, Diptera, Diopsidae. Bases 178 to 1857 code for a protein of 559 amino acids. The transcript is spliced from 2 exons. The record is from RefSeq and is a predicted model, not a curated record.
AAUCGCUGUGAUAUGUCUCAUUCGUUCGGUUGCAUUGUUUAAAGUGCUGCGCGUUGUCUGUGUGUCCGCUUAUUUGUUUGGUGAAUUGCACAACAGUUUUUUAAACAAAAAAUUAUAUUUUAUUAAAGUGAAUAUAAAGUUUUAAUUACAAUCAUACCAGGUUACUAAUAUACUAAUAUGUCUACAAAGUCAUUACAACCGAAUCAAGGGAGGCGUACUCCAUUGUCGAUCGGCGCAUCUGUUCCCAAUAACAAACACCAUCAUAAACAGAAUCAAGGAAACAAUAAAGCUGUAUCAAAUUCAAAUAAAACUGAAUCCAAGUUAGUCGCUCAACCACAAAAAUCUGAGCCGAUCUCUGAAAAGAAGGAAAGCGAGCAGAUCUCGCAAAAGGAUACCAAAAAACAGCAAAACCAUCAAAAUAAUAAUAAAAAUCAUGAGGAAAAAACACAAAAUGGUGUUGGUAAAUCUAAUAACAAUGGCAAUAUUACCACUAAGGAUAAAGCCCACAGUUCUGGCAACUCAAACCAUGGUUAUUUAAACGUUCGAAUAAAUAUUGAAAAAACUGAUCUAACGUCAAAACAGCAAAAUGAAGAAAAGUCUGUUACAGACGAAAAGAAGGAAAAUGCAUCUAAAAAAGAGAAAACAGUCGAAAAGGAUGUUAAAGUUGAUAAAGUAUUGCCAAAAGAAACAACUAAACAAAAGGAGAAAGAUAGUGAUAGUGAGGUAGCAAAAGCUGAAACUAAAUCUACUAAAGCUGUAACAGAAGUCAUUGAAAAGGAAAAGGUCGAAAAAAAGGCAACAACUGAAGAUGUUGUAUUACAGAAAACCGACAAAAUUGUUUCAACAAACCCUACAGAGAAGGUUGCAAAUGCUACUCCUGCUAAACUUGUAGAGAAAGAUUCUGAAACGUCCAAGAAAAUUAAAACGCCAACUAAACCGGAUACUGUUACAAUUAUGGAUAUUGAUUCAGAAUCUAUCAUUGCAUCAAAACCAUCACCUGUAAAAGAGAGUCCAAUUAAAGUAACCUGUGGUAAUAUCAAUAAACCCGCAGCUACUUCUACUCCUGGAAAAAUGUUAUUUAGUAACCGUUUGGAUAAUGCUAGUUCACAAGCAAUUAAUUACUCACCUCCACGAACUUUUGGACAAAUCUCUGGUAGGCGUAGUAUUCGUACAAUUAAUAACAUCCAAAAUUAUCGUGAAACAUAUCGCCGCAUCAACACUGAAUUGGAUGAGUCAAAUUGUACAGUGAAUACAAGCCUUAACGUCACCGUGGGAUCUGAAAUACCAAACAGUUCAUCGUUCUCAUUCUUUGGUCGUGGACGUAAGCGUGAUCGCACACCUCCGCAACAUUCUCAAUCAGCUAUGGAAAUACAAAUUGAUGGGGAGCUUUCGCCUCCAAAACGCGCUCGCAUUGAUAUGUAUGGUUUGUUAAGUGUUGUCUCAUCUCCACUUUCAUUAUUGCGUUCACGUUUCUCCCGUGCAUCCAUACAAACUCCGGUUAAGUUGGUUUCAAAAUUGGAUAAUGAGGAAAAUGCUGAAGUACAAAAUUUGUCUGGUAAUCCAAAUGAAGUGGAGAAACAUCAAGGGAAUGAAGAACCAUCAGGCGAAAAUAGUGAGGCACCAGUUACCGAAAUCAUUGAUGAUGAAACAAAAGAAAAUGCUGCUAAAGUUGAAAAUGAACCCAAUAUAAGUGAUGCAGAAAUCGUUUUAGUGUUAGACGAUUCUAAAGAUGAUAAAAAAGAUGAUGCAAAUGAAGAGAAUCAAGACAAUGAAGACCAUAUUGACAUAAAAGAGAUAUCAUUGGUGGAUAGCGUUGGAGAUCCGGUUGCUAAGAGCAAGAAAUGUAAUAUUAUGUAAAGUAUUGUGGAGAAUUUUCAUCGUUUAUAAUUUUUCUUAGAGAUGUCUUUUGCUUACAUACAUUAUGUAUCAUUUCGUUGUAAAAAUAAAAAUAAAAUAAUACAUAUAUAUUUCUUACUUAGUGCAUUAAUUUAAAAGGAUAUAUAUAUAAAAUUAUUUUAUUGUUAUUUAUUUUUAUUUUAUCAAAUUUCCUUUAAAGAAAUCAACUUUCAUUAUCUGCGCUUCAAUAAAAUAUUUAUUUUUUUACGUUUUUUAUUUUACGUUUGUAAUUUAAAUAAAAAACAUAACAAAAUAUAUUUUUUUUUUAGACUGGGUAUUCAACUCAAAAAGAUCUUAAAAUCAAUCCAACUUAGAAUUAAGUUUUUGCAUAUUUUAAUCUCAUUUUAAAAUAAGUUCUCUAAAGCUAAAUUCAUAAAUAAACUUUCUUAUGGCAAAAUACAUAUAUAAAAGCAUCAAUAUAUGUUUAUAUACGUAUACAAAUAAUUAUAUAUAUCUAAAUAUAUAAAUUUCUUAUCACAGGAAAAUGUAACAAAAUAUUUUUAAAAUAAAGGUGAU